GGUGACACCAGACACACUACUGAAUGAGCUUGGCACGCGAUGCGGGAGGUGCCAAGGCGGGCAGUAUGACAAGACAGACGGUGCACCAAGGUGGGCAAGGAGGCAAGCGCCAAUGCGCACAGGGCAUUUCGCAACGUUGGGUGCCUUGAGCGCUGGCGUGGGCGACAUUGGGCGCUAG
Ilex paraguariensis (yerba mate) is the source of this 178-nucleotide messenger RNA. The record is from the annotation of a GenBank genome assembly. Lineage: Eukaryota; Viridiplantae; Streptophyta; Magnoliopsida; Aquifoliales; Aquifoliaceae.